AUGACAGAAGAAUUUAACUUUGAAGAACAUUCACAUCGUAGAUUUAACCCCUUAACAAAUUCUUGGGUAUUAUGCUCACCACAUCGAACAAAAAGACCAUGGCAAGGACAGAAUGAAGUCAAUAAUAAUGAAUUAUUGCCAGAAUAUGAUCCAAAGUGUUAUCUUUGUCCUGGCAAUGAAAGAGCUCAAGGAGCCAAAAAUUACAAUUAUGAAAAUACAUUUAUAUUUAGCAAUGAUUUUGCUGCUGUUAAAAUUGAACAACCAGAAUACUUACCUCAAGAGCAAACAGAUAAAUUUUCGAACUUGUUACGUGCUGAAGGGGUUAGAGGUGAAUGUAAGGUAAUGUGCCUUUCUCCAAAGCAUAACAUUACCGUAGCAGAAAUGACAGAGGACGCAAUAUUGCAUGUAAUUCAAUCGUGGAUAAAAAUAUAUCAAGAAAUGUCAACCAAACCUUAUAUCAAUUAUAUUCAAAUAUUUGAAAAUAAAGGAUCAAUAAUGGGAUGUUCAAAUCCACACCCACACUGUCAAAUUUGGUGUACAGAGACCAUACCAGAAGAACCAUCAAAAGAGUUACUUUCAAUGAAAAAUUAUUAUGAAAAAAAUCAUUCCUGUUUAUUAUGUGAUUAUAUUUAUCUUGAAACGAUUAAAUUAAAACAAAAGCCACGAAUAAUUUGCGAAAAUGAUUCCUUUUUAUGUUUAACACCAUUUUGGGCUAUUUGGCCUUAUGAAACUAUGAUCAUAUCAAAAUCUCAUAUUAUUAGUUUAUUUGAUUUGAAUGAUAGGAAUAAAUUACAACAAGAUCUUGCUAACAUUAUCCGUAGAAUUACUUGUAAAUAUGAUAAUGUUUUCAAAUCUUCCUUUCCUUAUUCAAUGGGAAUUCAUCAAGCUCCUGUUGAUGAUAAAGAUCAUACGAAUGAUUCACAUUUACAUUUUCAUUUUUAUCCUGCUUUAUUGAGAAGUCCAACUAUUAAGAAGUUUUUGGUUGGAAUAGUCAUCAUUUCCGUCGAUACAGCACUUCCGUUUGUAUUCCUCUGGCGAUUCGCCAAGCCCCUACUAUUUUCUAUACUACCAGUCUCAAUGAAGUCGAUGGAAGAGACCCAAAGAACUCCAGAGAUCAUUGUUAGCUGGGGUAAAGAAAGGAUUCACCUUGAUUUUGAAUUACAAGGGGCAGGAUCGCUAGAGGAAACUACUUUGAAACAAUUAAAAGAACGUCUGAAAAAAGUUACUGGUGUACCUGUGAAUGGACAAAAGUUGGUGUUUUCCGGAGCUGUAAUGAAAGAUAAUACGGUCAAAUUAGGUUCAUUCGGACUUCACCCAUUUUCAAAAAUACUCUUAAUUGUUCAAACAUCAACAGGUUCACCGGAAGAGCAUGCUUUGAUAAAGAGAAUUUCAGAAUCCAUUGAAAAAACGAGAACAAAAUUAAUUCCACAAAUUGAAUCAUUUGAAAUUUCUAUUUCAUCCUUUCUUUCUGAACAAGAUAAUGAUAAAGACACGACUGAUACGAUUAAAUCAAAAUUAGUGGAAACUCAUCAUUAUAUCGUGGAAGCUUUAAUGCAAACCCUACUUACUUUAGAUGAUGUUGCUUGUCCUCCUGAAUUUGAAACAGCUAGGAAAAAAAGACGGGAGGCUGUUAAAUACACUCAAGAUUUAAUUGAUAGAGUUGAUGUUGUUAAAGAACAGUUACAAAGCUCUUCCUCUAUUAAUAAUAAUAAAGGAUCUUCACCUUCCUCAUAA
This is a messenger RNA of Funneliformis caledonium, 1734 nucleotides long. The record is from the annotation of a GenBank genome assembly. NCBI's taxonomy places the organism in Eukaryota, Fungi, Glomeromycota, Glomeromycetes, Glomerales, Glomeraceae.